GUCACCAACCAGGUGAGUGAGCGGCCGCCCCGCCCUGUCCUCCACCGGCCAGCCUCCCACGGCUGCUAGACCGUGCCACCCUGAGCCUUCCCCGGGUCUCCCCCAGUCCUGUGUCCGCGAGCCUGUGACCUUCAGUCUGCAUCCCUGCAUUGCUGCUUCUCCUUUGCACCUGAGCCGCUUGUCGAUUUCCAGUGGAAACUGGGUAUGGCAGUGAGCUCAGACACUUGCAGAUCGCUUAAGUAUCCUUAUGUUGCAGUGAUGCUAAAAGUGGCAGAUCAUUCAGGCCAAGUAAAGACCAAGUGCUUUGAAAUGACGAUUCCACAGUUUCAGAAUUUCUACAGACAAUUCAAGGAAAUUGCUGCAGUUAUUGAAACUGUGUGAAGACUGAUUAUUUGGUUGGUAAACUGCUAUCAUUCUAAAGUCAUGGACUUCACUUUCUGCAACAAAACCACAUAAGAAUGAAACAUGUAUUGAAUGAAAAAUGUACUUUUGCUUUUCCAUUUUUUUAAAUAAUAAAAAAAAUCAAACAGGAA
Cebus imitator (Panamanian white-faced capuchin) is the source of this 533-nucleotide messenger RNA. RefSeq names its product COMM domain containing 6 (gene COMMD6). The transcript is spliced from 3 exons. Gene Ontology annotation, molecular function: NF-kappaB binding. Bases 205 to 381 code for a protein of 58 amino acids. Lineage: Eukaryota; Metazoa; Chordata; Mammalia; Primates; Cebidae. The record is from RefSeq and is a predicted model, not a curated record.